Cuculus canorus (common cuckoo) is the source of this 3875-nucleotide messenger RNA. RefSeq names its product FIC domain protein adenylyltransferase (gene FICD). Gene Ontology annotation, molecular function: protein binding. The record is from RefSeq and is a predicted model, not a curated record. The transcript is spliced from 4 exons. The coding region runs from base 191 to 1648 and encodes 485 amino acids. Lineage: Eukaryota; Metazoa; Chordata; Aves; Cuculiformes; Cuculidae.
CAGCCGGCAGCGGAGGUGCCGGGCGCGGCAAAGGCGAGGGGGUACCCGGGGCUGGGGGAGUCCUAGGAUUGGGGGGCACCUCAGGAGCCUGGUGUCCGUGCUCCUCCUGGGCAUCAAUGUCUCGUCGUGCUGCUGGUGUCACCUUAAUGUAUAGCAGAUCCAUAAGGAUUUAUGUGAUGCUGAAUACCGCAUGCACCCUGCCCUGGUGUGCUUAGAGGUGGCAGGGAAAGGUAAGAGCAGUGGGAAAGGAGAUGUUCCUCAUCUCUGUGCUGGAAGCAGGAUGAAUCUCGUGUCUAUGGCGACAGAUCCUGAGUUGAAAUGGAUAACCCUGUGGGCCCGCAUCAGGUGGACGGCUGCACUCGUGCUGCUCCUGGGCUCCUUCGUGAUGCUCCUGCUCCCACUGGCUGCUGUGGAAGACCCGUGCCAUGCAGUCCUCAAAGGACUCUCCUUCCUGAAAAGUAAACUGGGUGCAGGCUCCUCUGGGGUCACCAGGUACACAGGACAAACCACCGGACUGAGCAUUGCCUCCAAUGGGCUGGAGCUGCUGGUGCUGAAAGGCAAAGCCCCCCCAGAAGUGAAGUUAGAAGCCAAAGCAGCGCUGAAUCAAGCCCUUGAAAUGAAGCGGCAAGGAAAACGGGAGAAAGCCCACAAACUCUUCCUGUACGCCCUCAAAAUGGACCCCGAUUAUGUGGAUGCUCUGAAUGAAUUUGGUAUCUUUUCGGAGGAGGAAAAAGACAUUCUUCAAGCUGACUACUUGUACUCCAAAGCCUUAACCAUUUCUCCCUGCAAUGAGAAGGCUUUGAUCAAUCGGGCCCGGACACUGCCUUUAGUUGAGGAGAUAGAUCAGAGGUAUUUUAGCAUCAUUGACAGCAAGGUUAAAAAAGUGAUGGCGAUCCCCAAAGGCAAUUCUGCUCUGCGCCGAGUGAUGGAGGAGUCCUAUUAUCACCACAUCUACCACACGGUUGCUAUUGAAGGGAACACCCUGACGCUGUCAGAAAUACGACACAUCAUUGAGACCAGAUAUGCCGUUCCCGGAAAAAGCUUAGUGGAGCAGAAUGAGGUGAUUGGCAUGCACGCAGCUUUGAAAUAUGUCAACACCACGUUGGUAUCACGGAUAGGCUCCGUAACAAUCAGUGAUAUCUUGGAGAUACACCGGAGAGUGCUGGGCUACACCGACCCAGUAGAAGCAGGGCGGUUCAGGACUACUCAGGUGUUUGUAGGACAUCACAUCCCACCCCAUCCCCAGGAUGUCGAGAAACAGAUGCAGGAGUUUGUGCAGUGGAUUAACUCGGAAGAUGCCAUGAGCUUGCACCCUGUGGAAUUUGCUGCGUUAGCCCACUACAAGUUGGUUUACAUCCAUCCCUUUGUAGAUGGCAACGGAAGGACCUCGCGCCUGUUGAUGAAUCUCAUACUAAUGCAGGCAGGCUAUCCCCCCAUCACGAUCCGCAAGGAGCAACGUGCUGAGUAUUACCAUGUCUUGGAAGUAGCCAAUGAGGGCGACGUGAGGCCUUUCAUACGCUUUAUUGCAAAGUGUACUGAGACGACUCUGGACAUGUUGCUUAUCGCUACCACAGAAUACUCUGUGGGCUUACCUGAAGCAGACGGCAGCACUGCUGGAUACAAACAAACUAUCCCCGUCAAGACUUGAGGGUUAUAGAUGUUCAGAAGCCAAUGAAUGUGUGGGAGAACAGAAUGCCAAACCACUCAGUAUUCCUGCUGGGAAAUAACUCAACAGGGGGUGUCACUCUUUAGCAUUUCAUUUAUUUAAAGUGUCUUACAUUUGAUUAAAUUAAUAUAAUUUAUUUAUAUACAUUAUGCCAAGCUGAAAUGUGAACUGUUGAUGGUGAGUGUGCACUAUAACUUGUUUGUGCUACUGGAAGGAGGCGGGGAGAGGUGUCAGAGGAGCUCAACAACCUGAAGUAGAAUUUAAUUUCUCCUUAAAAUUAGGUUUUGAGAUGCUGCUUCAAUUACAGCCCUUCACUUGGUCACUGCAUUGUCUUACCUUGCCCAGGAACUGCUAGGCAAGACAGCAUCUUAACAAAGUUGUUGCUUUUGUGUUACCUUUUCUUCCCUGUUGUUCAAAGAAACCUAAAAAAACCAGAACCCUAGCAGUAACAGCACUCUCCUAGCUGUGUUAAUCAGAUUUUCCUGUUAGUCAUAGAGCACUGAGCCAGAAAAAGGUGAAACUUCAGUUCAGUGAAGGCAUCUCUCCCCUCCUAUUUCUGUUUUCAGUAGCACUUUGCAUGUUUACUUUCAGUUGCCUUUCCUAGGGCAAGUCUCAUACAACAACGGGGAAGUAUUUGGUUUAAGAUUACAGAUGAUGUGACUGGAACAAGAGACGAAAUCUCUCUGCUUUCACUGAUCGGUGAGGUGCUUUUGGUACACAGGACUGCCCACUGCUCUGAGGCUCUGCCUCAAACCCCGCCUUGUCAAGCAGGAGCCCCGGGGAAUUGCAACUGACUGCCUACAUUUCAGUUCAGGGAUUUGAAAGAGUUUCUGCACCCCUGUGGCCAGAAAGGCAAUAUGUAACCAGGACAACUUUGGUCGGUUGUGCCAAUUUGGUUAGAAUGCCUAGAGCGAGUUUGCCAAACCCUGCACAGUUCAUAACCAGAUCACAUUAUUACUGUGAUAAAUGUGUCAGGAACCACACAAGGUCUCUCUGUGCUGCAGCGGCAGUCAGUGUAGUACCUGGAAGUAGCUGUGCAACCAAAGCAACAUACUUUAUCUUUGCUUUAAGGUGAAAGCAGCCACAACCUAACACAGAAUAGCUCCCUCCACCCCUGCCCAACAGCUGUGUAACAGCAUAAUGCAUCCCAACACCUCCAAGUUCAGAAAACUUAAUUCAAUCCAGUUUAGAGUGCUGUUAAGUUUAAACCAUUUGCAAAAUAGUGUAAGCUGUUACAUUGUCCCAGGCCAGUGUGAAGUUUGUUUCCUUCUAACUCUCUCCUAGCUGCAAGGUAGCAAUGACACUUUAUACAAGCAGGCAAUAGGACAAGACUGGGAGUUCUCUAUCCUGCAGCACUGCUCCGUGCUUAUGUACAGACUGCUGCUGAUAGCAAAAGCGAACAAUAUAUGAGGGCUGUUCUGUCCUUACAAAGCAUGCUUAUUUCUGUAGUGCAACGUGAGCAUAAAAAAAAUCUGCACUUUACAUCUUUUGGGGGAAAAAAGUUAUUUUAGUAACAGAUUAAUAAAGUAUUUUAAUAUGAAAGUCUUGGUUUGAAAUAGAAUCAUUUGGUUGGAGAAGAACUUUGAGAUCGAGCCAAACCACAGCUGUCUGCUACUAAACCAUAGCCCUGACACCUCAUUGACUCAUCUUUUAAUCACCUCAGGGAUGGGGGCUUUCAGAAAACCCUUUCAGUGAAGAAAUGUUUCCUGUUAUCUAAUCUGAACCUGCCCUGGCACAACUUCGGGGCAUAGGCUGUUCUCAAAAUACACUCUUCUGUGCAGUAAAUCAAGAAAUCACUACAGCCGUGUUUGUGGAGCAGCAGUUUCCAUCAGCUGUUACACAGCGCACACAUCCCAGCUCCUUCAGCUGUGUAAAACUACUGAGACAUGAUGUGUAGCAGAGGGCUCUCAAGCAGCAAUUCCAACUCUGAGAGCCAAAGGAAAUCCAAGUCAUCACUCGUACUGCAUACGUGCCUCCCACCUGCCAUCAGGGUAAGGAAGCAUCUAACUGCAUGCACAAAUCGAAGCUUCAUACUGAAGCGUUACUAGGAUGUUCCUAAGCUGAUUUUGAGAUACAGUCCCACUGUAUCACCAGUACAAUACUGGAGGGGCAGCCCUGGCACAGAAAGGGCUGUGUGCCAUGCUGCAAACAGACACCAGCAGAUCUUGGUCCCUUGCUGUAUCGCCACAACUGCCACUGUUAUUACACG